Molecule: messenger RNA, 1683 nt
Organism: Acipenser ruthenus (sterlet)
Lineage: Eukaryota; Metazoa; Chordata; Actinopteri; Acipenseriformes; Acipenseridae
Product: pre-mRNA-splicing factor CWC22 homolog
Biological process (GO): cellular response to ionizing radiation; double-strand break repair
Cellular component (GO): nucleus; heterochromatin
Source: RefSeq, a predicted model, not a curated record
GAUCAUGGAAACCAUCCAAUCAGAAAUCAACUGGUAUCUGAUAAUCUUACAAGAGUGGAGGAGGAGGAGGAGGAGCCUGGCAACUAUCAACCAAUCAGCAGUCAUCUCAGUGAAGCCACACCCACAGUGGAAAAUGCUGCAAAAUCCCACUUGAGCUCCUGCAGCGAACCUGUGAGUUUCAGCCCCAAAUUCAGUCCCAUUAAUUUAAUGGAUGACAUUUUCAGCACAGACACUGAUUGGUCCAAAUUCAUGGAUGAGAGAAUGAACUCCACGCCCCUUCAGAGCCCCAGCCAACCGGAGCCAGAGGGCGGGGCUAACGUUGGCCUGUGGCGCUCCCACCCCGUCGGUCAACCAGAAGAGGCCAGCGAGAGCCAAGAGGACCAAUCGGAUCACGCGGAUGAAAACAGCAGCCAAUCGGAGCUCAGCGAAAAACUCGACAGCCCGUCGGAGCUUUGGGAACGUGCCAGCCCCCAAUCAGAGCGCAAGGAAGGCGGGACGCUCAGCCAGUCCGAUUUGGAGGAAGACAAAGGGGGCGUGGCUAAUCUCCUUCAAUUCGUGGGCGGGUCUGAGGGUUCCGAAGGCAGCCAAUCGGAUUUAGAGGCUGGAGACGAUGCGGACCAAUCGCAGACAGACGGAGAGGAAGGUGUCGACCAAUCGGUGGAGGAGCUGGAAGUGGAGGACCAACCGGAUGGCUCUAAAUGCGAGCUCCCGCCCCUUGACUUGUCUUUUAUGGCGGGGUCGGAGAUUUUGGACAGCUCUGUCUAUCGGAAUCGCGCCAGACUGAAUCGGAAAAGAGGUCACCGCGCUCCGGCUUUGCUGCCUCGACAUUCCCGGGAUACGAACACGUCGGGAGACGCUGGGAAUUCCUGGAUGUUCAGAGAUUCCACUGACCCUGUGCAUGUCGGUCUCUCGGAGUUGAAGUGUGCUCGCUUGGACCCCAGUGCUCCCAGUGCUCCCAGUGCAGGCAGAGUGCAGGUGCUGCCUGUGUGCGACCCCGCAGCGCUCCAGGCUCAGCUCCGCUCUCGUGUCAGGUCUGCCGACGCCGUCGAGGGGGAGGAGCCUGCGGAAUCCUGCGGUCGCCAUGGAGACCGGGAGGGGGAGGAGUCGGUGGCGGAGCUUUCGAAGGCCGACUUAAGCAAGAGAUCGAAAUUCAUGAAACUACCGACAUUCAACAACUCAUUAUUAAAGAGAGUGCUGCCUGGGAGAGGAGAGAAAACUGAGAGAGGAGAGAAGACAGAGAGAGGAGAGAAGACUGAGAGAGGAGAGAAAACAGAGAGAGGAGAGAAGACUGAGAGAGGAGAGAAGACUGAGAGAGGAGAGAAGACUGAGAGAGGAGAGAAGACUGAGAGAGGAGAGAAAACAGAGAGAGGAGAGAAGACUGAGAGAGGAGAGAAGACUGAGAGAGGAGAGAAGACUGAGAGAGGAGAGAAGACUGAGAGAGGAGAGAAGACUGAGAGAGGAGAGAAGACUGAGAGAGGAGAGAAGACUGAGAGAGGAGAGAAGACUGAGAGAGGAGAGAAAACAGAGAGAGGAGAGAAAGGGUGAGAAAAUAGAGAGGAGAGAGGAGAGGAAACAGAGAGAGGAGAGAAGACUGAGAGAGGAGAGAAGACUGAGAGAGGAGAGAAGACUGAGAGAGGAGAGAAGACUGAGAGAGGAGAGAAGACUGAGAGAGGAGAGAAGACU